Messenger RNA from Callorhinchus milii (elephant shark), 1751 nucleotides. RefSeq names its product transcription factor AP-4 (activating enhancer binding protein 4) (gene tfap4). The coding region runs from base 298 to 1179 and encodes 293 amino acids. NCBI's taxonomy places the organism in Eukaryota, Metazoa, Chordata, Chondrichthyes, Chimaeriformes, Callorhinchidae. Gene Ontology annotation, molecular function: DNA-binding transcription factor activity, RNA polymerase II-specific; RNA polymerase II cis-regulatory region sequence-specific DNA binding; protein dimerization activity. Gene Ontology annotation, cellular component: nucleus. The record is from RefSeq and is a predicted model, not a curated record. The transcript has 6 exons. Gene Ontology annotation, biological process: regulation of transcription by RNA polymerase II.
ACAUGCAAUCCCAGUCUUUGCGGAAGGAGGCGGCGGUGCUGCGAGAGCACCAGCUGUUUCCCGCCAUUUACAACCAUCUGAUACACUGAUCAGCUGGAGACUCACACACACACACACAGCGUCCACUACACACACACACACACACCCACAAAAACACAUUUCUUUUUAUUUCCACCGAUUGCUGUGUGCGUGCGGGGCGCUUUCAUAUAUAUAUAUAUAUAUAGACACACACACACACACACAUAGAUAUAUAUACAUAUAUAUAUAUAUAUAUCUCAAAACAUUGCAGGUACAAGAAUGGAGUAUUUCGUGGUGCCCACCCAGAAGGUGACUUCAUUCCAAGAUUUCAGGAAGAGUGAGAAAGAAGUCAUAGGAGGUCUCUGUAGCUUGGCAAAUAUACCCCUUCCCCAGGAGUCCCAGAGAGACCAGGAGAGACGGAUACGGAGAGAAAUCGCCAACAGCAAUGAGCGGCGACGCAUGCAGAGCAUCAAUGCUGGAUUCCAGUCCUUGAAAACAUUGAUUCCCCACACUGAUGGAGAAAAGCUCAGUAAGGCAGCCAUCUUACAGCAAACAGCUGAGUACAUCUUCUCACUGGAACAGGAAAAGACACGGUUAUUGCAGCAGAACUCGCAGCUCAAGCGCUUCAUUCAGGAGUAUAGUGGCUCAUCCCCCAAGAGACGGCGUGCAGAGGAGAAGGAUGAGGGGAUUGGAUCCCCUGACGUCUGGGAGGAUGAGAAAGUAGAGGACCUAAAAAGGGAAAUGAUUGAAUUGCGCCAACAGCUGGAUAAGGAGCGUUCUGUCAGGAUGAUGCUGGAGGAACAGCUGUUGCCCGCGCACAUCUCCCUAGCAUCAACUCAUCAUCCCACAGUCAUUGUGCAGACUCCACCUCCAGCACCUUCGCACCACGUUGCCGUGGUGACCAUGGGAGCAGCCUCCGUGAUUAACACCUCCACUACAUCAAGACAGAACCUAGACACCAUAGUUCAGGCAAUCCAGCACAUUGAAGGGACACAAGACUCACAGGAAGAGGAGAGACGGAGUGCUGUCAUCGUUGAGCCUGUCCGGGUAUGGUCUGAGCUGGCACAGUCUGACACUGAGUCAGACCGGGAGGAGAGCAACCCAGAAAACGCUGCAGCACAGAGCGAGGCUAAGACCCUCACCAAUAGAGCACUCCCUUGACACACAGAGGUGACCAAGCGGGCAUUAUGCCAGACAAACACCCCCUCCCCAAGGCCCCUCCUCCAUCCUGGUGGGGUGUGUGUGUGGAAAUGCACACACAUCAAGGUCUCAUUUGGGCCUUUCCAAUUCUGUACAAUCUCAGCCUAGAGAGGGGGCAACUACAAACGCUGGACUUGCCUGAUAGGACUGCAUGGACCGAGCCUCCAUCCUCCUAAAGAAAUGCUCGACUUUCUGAGAGAUAUUUGGCAUUUUCUUUAUGGACGGAGGUCGGGACAUUUUGAGCACUUAAUUUGUUGCUGUCCAGGAAGCCCCCGCUCCCCCAUGUGAUUGCGCAGCCUUCCCUGUCCUCCUGCAAUUGUAACUCCUCCCCUGCCCUCAGCCACGUAUUUGCUGUAGUUGAUUUUAAACAAUGUUCUUUUGUGUAUUGCUGGUUUUAUCGUCUGCCCUGUAUCUGUGUGACAUCGUUUCAGACAUGGUUUGUCUUCAUGGAGAUACUAUUAUAUUUUGUUAAGAAAGUGGGAAAAAAAAAGGCGUUUGCCUUGCAAAGAAAGAAAUAAAGUUUGUACUUUUGU